Salvelinus sp. IW2-2015 is the source of this 4995-nucleotide messenger RNA. Lineage: Eukaryota; Metazoa; Chordata; Actinopteri; Salmoniformes; Salmonidae. The record is from RefSeq and is a predicted model, not a curated record.
AUAUUGACGAGUGUUCUUUUGACCGGACGUGUGACCAUUCCUGCGUCAACUCCCCCGGCAGCUUCCAGUGCUUCUGUCAUAAAGGCUAUGUUCUCUACGGUCUGGCACAUUGUGGAGAUAUUGAUGAGUGCAGUAUAAACCGCGGUGGCUGUAAAUAUGGCUGUGUAAACACUCUGGGCAGCUACGAGUGUACCUGUCCACCUGGAUACAAGCUUCACUGGAACAAGAAGGACUGCAUUGAGCUGGUGAAAUGUCUGCCUGGCCUAGCUCCCAAGACCACUCUGACCUGCAGUAAAACGGGCAAGAAAGAGAGCUGCUCCCUCACCUGCGCCUCCAAGGCUCACUAUCUGGCAGAAUCUGACAGCAGCUAUACAGUGAGCUGUGGCAUCCCCAUUCUUCGAGGCAAAAACCCAGCCAGACUGAACACAAGCAGCAGUCAGAGCUGUAUAGAGACAGGCGCCCCUCCAGUGAAGCAGACUGCCUCUUUCAAGAUCAAAGAUGCCAAGUGCCACCUGCACCCCAAGCUGACGGGCCGGGCCGAGGACAGGGGCCGAGCGCUGGGGCCAGGUGAGGGGCCACAUCCGGCCUACAUGCCAGACCUUGGAGGUGGACAGCCCUGCAAUAACUGCCUGGUGACGUUUGUCAACCUCAAAUGUGACUCCACCAAGAAGUCCAAAGGGCGCCGUGCCCGCAACCCCACCAAUAAGGAAGUGACACGCAUCACCCUUGAGUUGGAGGCGGAAGUCAAGCCAGGGGACACCACAGGGAGCUGUAACCUGAGUUGCCUGCGCCAGCGCAUGGAGAAGCAGGUGAAGACGUACAUCAAGGCCCUGAAGAAGUCGAUCAACCAGGACCGUUUCCUGAUCCGCGUGGCUGGGCUGGAGUACGAGGUGGCCCAGAAGCUGCCCCAGGUCGCCUCAAGCCAUGAGAACUGUGGGCCAGGCCGUGAGAAGGAUAGUGGACACUGUGUCAGAUGUUUGCCGGGAUCAUACUACCACGGGGAACAGGAGCGCUGCGUCCAGUGCCCACCUGGCACCUUCCAGGAGAGGGAAGGGCAGCUGGCCUGUGACCUGUGCCCUGGAAGUGACGGGCAUGGUCCUGCCGGGGCACGCAACAUCUCUUCCUGCGCAGGUCAGUGCCCCACUGGGUACUACUCCAGUGAUGGGUUUAAGCCAUGCCAGCCAUGCCCGUAUGGCUCCUACCAGCCAGACCUGGGACGAACCCUGUGCUUCCCCUGCGGAGGGGGGCUGAGCACCAAGCGGGAGGGGGCCAGCUCCUUCCAUGACUGUGAGGUCAAAGUUCAGUGCUCCCCUGGCCACUACUACAACACUACGGUGCACCGCUGUAUUCGUUGCCCUCUGGGCAGCUACCAGACAGAGUUCAGACAGAACUAUUGCAUUACCUGUCCUGGCAACACAACUACAGACUUUGAUGGGGCCACCAGUGUCUCUCAGUGCAAGAACCGAGAAUGCGGAGGAGAGAUGGGCGAGUUCACAGGUUACAUUGAGUCCCCCAACUACCCCGGGAACUACCCAGCUAACGUGGAAUGCAUCUGGAACAUCAACCCGCCCAGCAAACGCAAGAUCCUCAUUGUGGUGCCUGAGAUCUUCCUGCCCUCAGAGGACGAGUGUGGAGACGUACUGGUUAUGAGGAAGAACUGGUCGGCUACGUCCAUCACCACCUAUGAGACAUGUCAGACGUACGAGCGACCCAUCGCCUUCACCGCCCGCUCCCGCAGACUCUGGAUCAACUUCAAGUCCAACGAGGCUAACAGUGCCCGAGGCUUCCAGAUCCCCUAUGUCACCUACGAUGAGGAUUAUGAACAGCUUGUAGAGGACAUUGUCAGGGAUGGAAGACUCUAUGCCUCUGAAAACCAUCAAGAAAUCCUAAAGGAUAAAAAGCUGAUUAAAACUCUCUUCGACGUGCUGGCCCACCCAAACAACUACUUCAAGUACACCACUCGGGAGUCCAACGAGAUGUUGCCGCGCUCGUUCAUACGCCUCAUAAGCAGCAAAGUCUCCGGCUUCUUGCGUCCAUAUAAGUAGUUGCCACACCAAACCCUAACCCUAAAGCACCAGACCCCAACCCCUCUUACAGGCCAAACACAGAACUCUCACAGGACUUUAAACAAGUUGACCAAAAUAAAAUAAAAAAAAUCUAUUUUUUCAUACUGUAGAGGCUUUGACGACACACUUCGCUAUGCAGUACCACAUGUUGAUCUUCUCCAUCUGUUUGGUUUUAAGCCGUUUCAUUUCCUCCAAAACCAUACAGUCCAUGAAGUCAACCAACUUGAGUCAAAGUACAGUACAGGCUGUCUUUCUCAUCUCUUCUUUCUGAAUAUUUAUCACCAAUACAAUAUGUUGGUGUCUUAGUUUUUUUGCUGUUUCUAUUAGCAUGUAUGACCUUGUAUGUCAUUUUCACAGCAAUCCCCAAUGCGAAGGAUGUGUGCGUAUUUCAGAUGACGCAUGUUAAGUCUGUGUUGACAAAAUGGACAACGGUAGUGGCAUUUAUGUCAGACAAGAAGAAGGAUGUUACAAGGGUAAUAUGUUUGUCACAUUCGUUUAGAGCUGGAACUGAGUUAUCGUAAAUGUGCUUUAAUAAAUAGUCUUUCACUUGAGUUCCAGCUUCAGCUCAAUCCAUUCCAGGACGAGUCUGUUUUGAUAAAUGUAUAACCUUUUGUAGAUCUAUAUCCUCCAUGAACAAGCCUCAAGGAGAAGGACCUGUCAGUUUCAUGUCAUAGUUACAUUCCACAACAUUCAAAGCCUUACUAUUUUUGAGCUCUUAGAGCAACUUCUUGUUAAGGUAUUACUGUUAAAACAGUUAUUCUAUGUUUUUUUCUUCUGUCCAGAUUGUAUAACUGUCUGUUACCUACGUUCAGACAUUUUCUGUUAUUCUAUAUCCAAGUUAACUUAACAAAGCGUAUACAAUGUAGUUUAUCAUUUUUUCCAGAACGUGAUGGACAUUUUGGAAAAUAAAUAGAAAACUAGAUUUGUGAAAGCCACAGGAGAGAGAGAGAGAGAGAAAUGUCUCUGUGGACCAUGACUGGUGAGGGAGAGACAGAGAGACGUCUUAAUUAAGGGACACGCCUCUGUGAUACAGACAAUGUCUUUGUUGGACACAACUCUGUGAGAGAGAGACAGAGAAAUGUCUUUGAGGGACAUACGUUUGCUGCUUCUUUUAAAAAGGUCACUUUAAUUCUUCAAUCUCAAGUUAUUUUUCUGGUGUUUUCUGACCUCGCAUCACACUAACAGUCCAUUGCUUUAAUACAGGGGUGUCAAACUCAUUCUGCUCCAGGGGCCGUAUUCAGUCUUCAACAAGGUCCGGAGGGCCGCACUGAAUUUUUUAAAUAUUUCCUUGCUGUCAAUCAGUUUGGGAAUUUUGAAAUCGUUUUAACGUUCAAGUUUUUAUUGUUUUACUCAAACCACCCGCGGGCCGUAUUGGACCUCACGGGCCGUAUGUUUGACACCCCUGKUUUAAUAUAAAAUAAAGUUGAGAGAGAUGCAUCAUAAGUAUAAAUAUAAUUCUACCACCUGUCCUCAUGUAAAUGAUAGCCACAUCACAUUUGUCUCUUCAUCCAUGGCCUACCAACCCAUUUUAUUGAAUUUUUCUUUCAAUCUUGUAAAUAAUGAAAAUAAAUUAGACGAGGAUUGAAUCCUUUUAAUCCUAAUUAUCUUGAGCAGGACCCCAAACUAUUUUCCACCCAUGUCCGCUUCACCCUCUCCCUAAUCCAAGUACCCCACCCCAGCCCCCUUCCUUCCCAAACACCCAUGUCAGAUUCUGUCCCAAUAAGACCAGCUCUUCCAAAGACUGCCUGCACGGCAGGCCAAGUUAUUAUCUUGUGCACUAGAUCUAGAGCCUGUCAUCCUACCUUUGUUGUAUAAGUGUAAUGAAUUAAGUCUCCAUUGUGUUACUCCUCUCUCUGUGUCCAGAGAAAUACUAAAUAACAAUGUUUUAAUCUGCCAACACAUAUUGAGAACAUAUUCUUGGAUUUCUUUAAAAACAAAUGUGACUGACAUUAGGGUUGUGAAUAAAGUUCAGCAUCCCACUACAAUAAUCGUGAAAAACCAAUAUAGUUGAUCAAUACAAUAAUAUUGCAAUUGAAUUAUUGCUAACAAUUGCAUUGUCAAUGUAAAAGCUAAUGACAAUGAUAACAAGUAAUCCCCUCAACACUCUCAAACCCUCAUUGAAGACAAAUAAAUAUAUUACUGCUCAUAAACAUCAUAUGGAUUUCCCUUGCAAACUCUGAUGGUUUGUUUUUUUUCAGUUUUUGUUGUAUAUAAAAGAGAAAAUAAAAAGUGUAAACAGUAAAAGCUACUGUACACAACCUUUAGAUAGUGUACAUGUGCUUCUGGAUAAGGGAAAGGGAUUUUGACCACAUUGCUAAAUUGUAUGACAAGGGUGGUCUAGCCUUGCAGACCAGAGGAACUGUUUAAUACAAGUCACACAUAAUGCCAUAUCUGUAUCCCUUUGAAUGUUUCCAAAAAAAGCCUAGCUACAUUUAUGGUUGUCUUAAGUUGCCAUUACUAUUUAUAUCAUCCAGUUUUUUCUUCAGCAUUUCGAUGUCAAUAGCGCUCACUGCUCCCACCUACCCCAACUCACCAUUCCCUCCCUCCUUCAUCUUCCUCCCUCUGUCCCUGCAACCUGAACACGUCAGAGGUUUCUGUUUUGUAGCUUUUUUUUAAACAUGCGUUUGCUAUGAUGUAUCAUAGAGUUGAUAAUGGUAUUUGCACUUGAAAAUUGUUAUUUCUCAUGUAAAAAUGUCUGGAUUUUGUAUUGUCUUUUUAAAUGAAUGGAAUUGGUGUUCUUACAUUUCUUGUAGCUCUCGUUUGUUCUUUAAAAUGCUCAUUCACUGUGUUCAACCCAUAAAGAUGAAGAUGCACACGUACAUGUAACUUUAUCAACUGUAUAAAAAAAUUAAGUAAAAAAAAAUAAAGAGUAUGUACAGAGGUGAAAUGAAAACACUUAUCAAAAUAAACAUACUGUAAUUGAGUUUAA